UGUCACAGUGCCGUUAAAAUUGUAGUACACCAGCGCUCAAAAUUUGCCGUGGAUUUUCAAUCACUGCCAUGGAAAACAUAAACGAAUUGGAAUUUUAUUCGAAAUUUGCAAGGCCGUUAAUAUUCGCCUUGCCAGACGCAAAGGAUAGAGUCUUAGCUGCAGCAUGGGUGAAAAAAAUCAAGGAAGACGAACAGGCACAUGAAAAACUCAAAACUGACUAUAUCAAGUUGUUGCUCUUUGCCCUUCAGAGGAAGAAACUUGUAGGGAUAUUUACCGAUGAUCCCACUAACUAUGAGGUGCUUGAAGAGUUUCCUGGUGAGUACGAUUUGAAUGCUAUGGCAGAAGAUCUUAUAAUAGCUGAACAAAAGGAAAGACGAACUAACAUAAGAAGGCAGCUGCAAGGUCAAAUAGGCGAUUUCCCUCCUUACACGACUGAUAUAUCUUCGGAUCUAAGAGAAUACGUUGCUGCUCAAGACAUACCUGGUUUUGGUGUUCAUUGUUAUUAUGCUAUAUCCAAAGACCCAAUAACUCAAUGGCAAAAAGCAGACAAAGGUAUUUUCCCAAAAAUGGCCAAAAGUGCUGUCGACACAUCUAGUCCACUUCCUAUGGGACACGGUAAAUCAGCAGGGACAUGUGUUCCUUGUCCUGGUCCUGAAGGAGAGCCUUGUAAACCAUUAGAACCCACGCCAGAUAAAAAGAAAAAAAGAAAAAUUAAGAAGUUGGGAGAUACUCCUCCGAUUAAGCCGUUGGCUACUAAAGUUCCUCCACAAGAAGAAAGGAAGCCUCCAACUUGGAGCUCAACGUUGAUGGAAGUUUUAGACGCACCAAGACCUACUGCAGCUACUGGUGCUAUUCCAAAAGUACGUUCUGAGAAAGGGGCACCACAAAGAUAUGAACCGCUGGCGUUUAUGGACUCGGACUUGGAGGAAGAAUAUAAUGAGAUUGAAAGGGCUAUACGAGAUUAUGAACGUGGUGAAAUCAUCGAGGAGAAAAAGAGACGACGUAAGACGUGUACAUUCGAUGACGAUGAAGAAGAUGACCAAGAAGAAAUCGGAAGGAAAGCCAAGGUGGAAUAUGAUUUUGAGAAUUUCUUCGACUUAAAUGAAACUGAAUACGAACAGGAACUUAAAGAAGAUUCUUUACUUGUUAAAUACUUUAGAGAUACCAUACAAACGAGAACUAUGCAAAAAGAAAUAGACCGCGUAACAGAAAACGCCCAAGGCGUGUUACCUGCACAAGCUGGUAUUCCUUUAACCACUCCCAAACCGUCUGUUAGUCCUAAAAGACUUAAAUCGCCGAAUCUUUACACAACUGAAUCACCUCUGCAAAAAGAGGCAUCAAAAGAAACAGAUCCUAGUAAACUGAAAUGUUCCUUUGAGUGCAGCGGCAGAGAUGGUGAAAUGGACAAACUGUUCCAAGAGGCAAUGGCACUUUCAGAUCUUAUUGAAGACGAAAUGGCACCGGAUUAUAGCGAUGUCAAAACAGAUACUUCAACUAAAGAGGAUAUUUCACGAGACCAACAAUUACCAGAACCAGAGGUACCACAACCUCGACCGAUGCAUCCAAUCACAAGAGGCUCGCCUAACGCACAUAAGGUAUUUAAAGAUGUAGUACCUUCCUUAAUGGAAACAUUACAACCCAGGAAAAUCUCAGAGAAGCCACAUGUUGAAAAAGCUAUUGAUCAAGAUGUUGAUGUCUCUGGUUUCCCAGCGGACACAAGUCUAGGAAAGACUUGCUAUGAUAGAACACAACCAGUACGACAAGUACCAGAGUCAACUUAUAGCACACCUCAAUAUGGGAUACCUCCCAAAUCUCGUCUAGAAAAAGAAAAAGAGUACAUUGACUACUUAUUUAGACACGAUAGAAAGACCGCUGAAAUGUUGAAGAGAGUUGCAAAUGUAGUGCAAGAUAUUGAACAAGAUGAGCCAGAUCCAGAUAUAUUUCCACCUUCACCACCUUUUCCUGAUGUAGGUCCAGUACAAGCUAUAGCUGACGAAACAUUUAGUGAUCUUAUUCCUACAAGUCCUAUUGCAUCACCUACUCAGCUACCUCAACAUGAAUUGUCACAAAUACAAAAAACAGUAAUACCCGCUUCCAGAAUUCCUCAAGCUGGUGGAUCGAGAAUACCCACUCAAAGUAGACUCAAACCGCCUUCAACAAGAACACAGAUUCCAACAAGGCCAGGUGCUGCCUCUCAACCAUCUGGCAAACCAUGUCCUAGUACAGCUGGAGCCAGCAGGAUGCAAGAGGAAUUUUCUCAAAGAACAGGUGUCUCUCAACCAUCUGGUAAACCAUGUCCUAGUACAUCUGGAGCCAGCAGGAUGCAAGAGGAAUUUUCACAAAGAACAGGAAUAGCACAACCGCAAUUUAGUGCUAUGGAACAACAAUCUAUUCCCUCUCCUCAACGAUUACCUGCUACUUCACCUCAAAGACCCCCACCACAACCACAAUUUAGUCCUAGAGAACAACAACAAUCUGUCCCAUUUCCUCAACGAUUACCUGUUACUCCACCGCAAAGAAGCCCAGAUGCGUCAAAACAAUUUAGUCCUAGGGAAAUACAACAAACACCCCAAAGAUUACCACCUCAACAGCGAAGACCAUCUCCUCAACCAACACCCCCACGUCCUUUUCCAGAUGAUGAAGGAAUGUUUGACUUUGCUAAAGGUUAUAUUCCUCCGACGUAUCACACACCUCCUGGUAUAGAACAAGAGGCUCCACCUCAAUUUUACUCUCCAGAACGAACACCUCCUCAACCAUCACGAAGAUAUUCUCCGGAACAGGAUACAAGUUAUAAGGAACUACCUUCCCAGCUUCACCAAACACCAGUUCGAACAAGAAGAGAAGCUGAACGGUUAUAUACGACUGUGAGGAGGCGACUAGAUGAGUCGAAUGUAGAUGAAUUCCUUGCAGACGUUAUGGCUAGGCAUCCAGAUUUGCCUCCUUCAGAUUUUUCACCUCCUGCAAGGAAGUCUCCUCCUCGAUCUGCAGGAAUAUCUGGUUGGCAACCGCCUGAAAGAGCUUUACCUAAAACGCCGCAUGCGAAGAUGCUUGACGCAACACAACCUCCACAAUUUUACAGUCCACCAGAAAUGCAGAGUCAAUUCUUAGCAUCUACGUCACCUCCAGCUGAUUUUAGCAGGAGAUCACCAUCAACUGGAAUGUCUCCCGAAGGUACAUAUCGAGAUUCUCGAGGAACUCCAACGAGAACAAGAGCUCAAGGCAGUUCACCAGGUCCAAGGAUUUGUCCAAGUUCACAAAGAGGACAAGAUUCUCGAAAUUUUUAAAUAUUUUUGACAAAAUAUCUUAGCUUACUUCUGCAUUUCACGAUUUAUGUUAAAUCAAUUACUUCAUUGUUCUUUUGUAUUUCUGUAUAGUGUGCAUUUUUACAAUAUUGUUGAUAUAAAUUCAUCGUUUUGUCCAAUGUAUUUUCUGAUCGCAAAAUAAAAACCCGCUACUAUGGA
Diabrotica virgifera virgifera (western corn rootworm) is the source of this 3461-nucleotide messenger RNA. Its product is annotated as protein piccolo-like. NCBI's taxonomy places the organism in Eukaryota, Metazoa, Arthropoda, Insecta, Coleoptera, Chrysomelidae. The record is from RefSeq and is a predicted model, not a curated record. The transcript has a single exon. Bases 69 to 3284 code for a protein of 1071 amino acids.